Dentiscutata erythropus is the source of this 975-nucleotide messenger RNA. The record is from the annotation of a GenBank genome assembly. Lineage: Eukaryota; Fungi; Glomeromycota; Glomeromycetes; Diversisporales; Gigasporaceae.
AUGUCCAAAGAAUAUAAAGAUUUUUUUACUAAUGCGCCAAAUAAGCAAGUUCGGAAACACAAUUUAGAAUACUUUAAUAAUCCUGAUUUUGAAACCAAAGAUAUAAAUGAAGUAACCUCUCUGUUACUAGACUCGUAUAAAACUUGUAAUGGAAGGCGAUUUUUGAAUGAUGACGAUAUAAAUUGCAUAUUUCCAUCCGAUAAAGUAGAGCUUGAAAGAUCGACUUUAUCGCAUUUAUUAAAUAAACAUCAAUGGAAAGGAAAUUUUCGUUCACCGAUUAAAGAAAAGUUGAAAAUGGGUGGUGCUACUAUUCUUGAUGUUGGGUGUGGCCCAGGUCUCUGGGUGAUAGAUAUGGCAUUAGAAUAUCCAACGUCUUUAAUUAUAGGAAUUGACAUUGAUUCCUCUAAUUUUCCAUCAAGUGAUCAAUGUCCAUCAAAUGUUUGUUUUCUUGCAUGCAAUGCAAUUCAUGGUAUUCCAUUUCCUCAAAAUACUUUUGAUUUUAUUCAUAUGAGCAUGAUGUGGGGCGCAUUUACUGAGGAUCAAUGGGUUGUAGUAAUCAAAGAUCUUGUCAGAGUUUUAAAUCAUGAUGGAUGGAUUGAAUUUACUGAACCAGAAACAACUUAUAGAAAUUGUGGAAAGAUUCAAUUAUUGCUUUAUAAUUCUUUUAUGAAAGCUACCCAAGAAAUACGAGGUGUUAGAAUUGAUAUUCAUAAAAUGUUACCAAAAUAUAUUGAGGCAAUAGAUGAACUUGAAGAUUUGAAUUGUAUGAUUGUAGAUUAUCCAAUAGGCGAAUGGUAUGGAUGUUUUGGUAAAUAUCGUUUAUAUCAAACUGUGUUUUUUCUUCCAAAAUACAUGGGGUUAUCUAAUGAGGAAUUUAAUAACUUAUUGAAUGACUAUGUUAAAGAAGCAAAUGAAAACAAUGCUUGUUUUGGUAUUUUCAAAUGCUUUGCUAGAAAAAUUUCAGAAAAGUUUUAA